AUGGCAGCUCUAUACGAAGAGGACUCACCGCUAGGAACGACGUACAAAACUGUCGUGUAUUCUGCAAUGUGCGCUCUGACCAUCUAUAUGUUUUGGUACGCUUCGGCAGACUAUUGGAAAUUCGCGGUCAGUACGAUAACCGAAAUCAAGGAUCGCUCCGUGGAGGGGCUCCGCAUGCCAUCGAUCACCGUGUGCAACAUGGACGGAUUCAAGAGAUCGAUCUUCUGUGCUGACAUAUACCGCAACCUCACGAGAGAAUUGUGCGAUCUCGAGGACGAAGUGGAGUUUGCUGGAAGAUUCAUGAAUCUUUACGGAGAUCAGAUGUUACAGGAGAUCGCGGAUAACUCCGUUUUCAGCCGACAAGAUCAACUUGUAAGCUGCUUCUUCGCCGGCAAGCCUUGCGAAGAGCAUUGGUUCCGCGAAAAAAUCGUGUCGUUCCCGAGAUAUGGAGAGUGCUUCUGUCUGUUUUGUGAUGAGGAAGAUGCGGGGAAAUACGGGAGGGUGCGUGGGAGGGCUACAAUCGACGGCGGUUUGAGUCUGGUGCUGAGGUCUCAUAGGAGCGAAUCUAUGAAGUCAGUGAAAACUCCGGGCUACCUUGUCAUGAUCCAUUAUCCAGGAACGAUGCCCGAGGUGAAUUCGAACGCCGUCUAUCUGAAUGGAGGUACUACUACGACCAUCGGUCUGAGUGUUCACGUGUCCCGCAGACUGAGGGAGCCGUACGUAACGCGAUGCCAACAAGAGUACCAUGAGGAUAUUGUCGACACUUUCGGCGCGUAUGUCACCCAAAUUUGUUUCAAAGUCGAGUACGCUCUAGAUUUCUUCAAGCAAUGCGGUUUCACUCCCGAGGUCAAAGCUCGAAGCGAUUAUCUAGACACAGACGCUCUGUGUGAAAUGCAUCCCGAAGCGAAGGAAUGUUGUCGGAACCUCGACGAUCGAAACGUGCGGAACGGAAUUUGUCCGCUGGUUUGCACGGAAACGACAUAUUCGAAACAGGUCUCAACGAGCGCGUGGAGGUUGCCUAGUGCGAAAAACGCGUCUAUUUUCUUUAGUCGUCUGAAGCUCUAUUUCACUUCGCUAAGCUGUGAAUACACGACUGAAGUUCCGUCAAUGACUUUCGUGCAGCUCAUCAAUCUCGUUGGAGGUUAUAUGGGAAUGUUCGUGGGAUUCUCGUUUCUGAUUUUUUUUGAAAUUGUCGAAAUCAUCAUCAGAACUUGUCGUCUACAUCUUCACGGGUAG
Molecule: messenger RNA, 1236 nt
Organism: Galendromus occidentalis (western predatory mite)
Lineage: Eukaryota; Metazoa; Arthropoda; Arachnida; Mesostigmata; Phytoseiidae
Product: acid-sensing ion channel 5-like
Exons: 1
Coding region: 1-1236 (411 amino acids)
Biological process (GO): sodium ion transmembrane transport
Cellular component (GO): plasma membrane
Molecular function (GO): ligand-gated sodium channel activity
Source: RefSeq, a predicted model, not a curated record